Messenger RNA from Hypoxylon trugodes, 1419 nucleotides. Its product is annotated as SURF1-domain-containing protein. NCBI's taxonomy places the organism in Eukaryota, Fungi, Ascomycota, Sordariomycetes, Xylariales, Hypoxylaceae. The transcript is spliced from 3 exons. Gene Ontology annotation, cellular component: mitochondrion; membrane. Bases 95 to 1135 code for a protein of 346 amino acids. Gene Ontology annotation, biological process: mitochondrial respiratory chain complex IV assembly. The record is from RefSeq and is a predicted model, not a curated record.
AGAAGCUUCAUCAACUUUUGAAGAAAACGAACGUCAUCAUGGUUCUCACGACCACAGCGAGCAUAUUCUCAUAAUUAACUCGCUCAUAGACACUAUGAAGUCUGGCGGGCGGAUAACACCCCAAUUACUCGCCAGGCAAGUUGAAAAAGCCCUCGAAGCCCAAGCCCGCGCCUCCCAUAUCCACAGCUAUAGCUAUAGCACACAAACCUGGACAUCACGAUGCUGUAAUAAACCCACCAACACCAUUCUCCGACAAACCACCCCUUCCCUCCGCCGCCCCUUCACCAACACAACCCACCGCGCCGCGCGUCCUCCCGCCGAAGACCCCUCCUUCACCUCCAUCCUCGACAACCCACCCGAACUAGUCCGCACCGGCCGACGCCACGGUCCUGGUCUAAUAAUCCUCGCCAUCAUCCCAGUAACCGCAUUCUUACUCGGGACAUGGCAAGUACAACGUCUAGGUUGGAAAACUGAACUCAUCGCUAAAUUCGAAGACCGAAUCGUGCGCGAGCCCCUUCCUUUACCACCCCGCAUCGAUCCUUCCGCAAUCCAUGAUUUCGAUUUCAGGCGUGUACUUGCGACGGGAAGGUAUAGACAUGAUAAAGAAAUGCUGGUAGGCCCGCGGAUGCGUGAUGGUGAGCAGGGGUUCAUGGUUAUUACGCCGCUGGAGCGGGGCGGGGAUGAGAGGGCGACGGUGUUGGUGAAUCGUGGGUGGAUUGCGAAGAAGUUCCGACGGCAGCAGGAUCGGCCGGUGGAGGCAUUGCCGCACGGGGAGGUAGAGGUUGAGGGUUUGUUAAGGGAGCCGUGGAAGAAGAAUAUGUUUACACCAGAGAAUAGGCCGGAUAUUAAUGAGUUCUAUUUCCCGGAUGUCAAGCAGAUGGCUGCGCUGACGGGGAGUCAACCCGUGUGGAUUGAACAGACUAUGGAGCCGGAUUUACUCCAGACUCUGGACAUGGAAAAUAAGGGCAUUCCUAUCGGAAGACCAGCAGAGGUCAAUCUGAGGAAUAACCAUGCCCAAUACAUUUUCACAUGGUAUGGACUCGCGGUAGCGACGUCGAUAAUGUUCUAUAUGGUAGUCAAGAAACCCCCUACAGAUAUCUCGCGAAGGGUACGGAUGAAUAAGGAAUGGUCAUAGACCUCCUCGUGAAUACACGCUUUGUAUUCCUUUAUCAAAAGCCGUAAUAUGUUCCGGGCUCAUGUUACUUCAUCCUCCUCCACGUCCGCAUGACGUGGCUGUUUCUUUCGAGGAACUUUUGUCGGCGGAGGGACCGACAUGCGCAACUCCUGAAGGAGUUCUCUCGGUAGAUGUCGUUGCGCCAGGGAAAAUGGUGUUGUCGAUGUGUUAGUCUGCCGUUGUCUGCGCCGCUCACAUGGUUAAUAUGUAUCACUACGAAAAUAGAUAUGUAGAUAUGAACAUAC